AUGGCCAAAUUUGGGUCACCUGUGGUCGUCAGACGAAAAUUGCAGGUCGAGUUUGGUAAAAAUGCACCAACUGAAGUUUGCAUUAAAGCUACAUUUGAUCGCUUUUGUGCAACUGGUAGCAUAGAAGAUCGAGAACAUCCAGGAACACAAUCCAAAAUUACAGAAGAAAAAAUCGACGAAGUUCGUGAUGUCAUUCAAGAUGAACCACAAUCAAGUGUUCGUGCUGUUGCAACAGCUUGUUCCAUUCCACCGACAACAGCACAUAGAAUAAUGAGAGAAUAUCUUUUAUUAAAACCGUUCAAGAUACAAUUCGUCCAACAACUUUACGAAGAAGAUUUACAAGAUAGAGUUGACAGGUGUAAAACAUUGAUGCCGAUGUUACAAGACAAGACCAUUCAAGAAAAUAUUUUUCUUUUCGAUGAAGCUACUUUUUAUUUACAUGGAUUAGUUAAGAAACACAACGUUAGAUAUUGA
This is a messenger RNA of Rotaria sp. Silwood2, 474 nucleotides long. Lineage: Eukaryota; Metazoa; Rotifera; Eurotatoria; Philodinida; Philodinidae. The record is from the annotation of a GenBank genome assembly.